Messenger RNA from Haliotis rufescens (red abalone), 705 nucleotides. Its product is annotated as keratin-associated protein 19-2-like. Lineage: Eukaryota; Metazoa; Mollusca; Gastropoda; Lepetellida; Haliotidae. The transcript is spliced from 2 exons. The coding region runs from base 23 to 616 and encodes 197 amino acids. The record is from RefSeq and is a predicted model, not a curated record.
CUUCUAGUCAAGUCUGUUCAUCAUGAAGGUCGUCUUCGCUGUGUUGUCCGUGCUGGUCGGCUCUGCCCUGGCCCAGGAGUCUCACAUUUACAAAGGAGCUGGUACUUUCGGUGUAGGUUUCAACAAUGGACAGAUUGCUGGUAAAGGCUAUGGCUACAACCCAUACAAUAACUAUGGCUAUAACGGCUACGAUUACGGUAAAGGCGUUGGCAACGUUGGCGUUGCUGGUACAGGCUAUGGCUACAACCCAUACAACAACAACUAUGGUUACAACGGCUACGGCUCCGGUAAAGGCGUUGGUAGCAUUGGUGCUGGAAAGGCUUAUGGAAUCGACUAUAGCCCCUACAACUACAACAACAAUGGCUACGGUAAAGGCGUUGGCAAAUUCGUUGUUGGACAUGGAUCUGGUCUUGCAGGACACGGACCUUUCGUUGGACAUGGAUCCUUCGUUGCUGGACAGGGUUUGUACGGACACAUUGGCGCCAUUGCUGGACAUGGACCUUUCGUCGGACACGGAGUUGCCGGACACGGUGUUUAUGGACAUGGUGGACCCUUUGUUGGUCAUGGAGUUGCUGGGUCGUUCGUCGGCAAAGCCAGUCCCUAUUACUACCACUAGAGACGUAUGCUUGUCAUGCCUUAUGUAUGAAUGUGUUUUUUAUAGUGUAUUGAUUUGUUCUUUACAUCAACAAAUGAAUAAAAUGUACC